UUGAGAUAGGACGUGUGCUAUGUGCGCGACAAAAGUUUCGUCCGCAAAGUUUACGUACGGGAGUGAAUUGAAAUAAAUUAACGGGCGUGUUAUUUAGGUGUUUUUAUUAAUGUGUACAGGAUCAUAGCAUUUGCGGUCCGGUUUACUGUAAUGACGAAAUAGCGACGGCAGCCCUGACAAUGACAAUUCGCACAUGAUUUCUAUAUACAACUUCACACACACAUCAACCCUCGAGCCGCACACGUACAAAAAUGAAACGACCAACGAGAAAACAAUCGACAUCGAUCUCAACUCGAAUUCGACAUUCGAGAUGUCGAACUUUACAGAAUACGCCGAGAUACCGUAUUACAUAAAGGCGACAUCGAUGAGUUUCUGCAUAGUUAUAAUGUGCUUGGGUGUCAUCGGGAAUGUGAUGGUGCCGAUUGUGAUACUAAAGACCAAAGACAUGAGGAACUCCACCAAUAUCUUCUUGGUAAACCUGAGCAUUGCUGAUCUGAUGGUGUUGUUGGUUUGCACGCCGACUGUACUCGUCGAAGUCAACUCUAAACCAGAAACUUGGGUGCUUGGGAAGGAGCUUUGUCUUGCAGUUCCGUUCAUCGAGCUGACAGUAGCCCACGCAUCGGUCCUCACAAUACUAGCCAUCAGCUUCGAGCGAUAUUAUGCCAUCUGCGAGCCUCUAAGAGCUGGUUACGUCUGCACUAAGACCAGAGCUACUCUGAUCUGUGCUCUCGCGUGGUUCUUUGCUGCCCUAUUCACAAGUCCAAUUUUGGCGAUUGCAGAACUUCAUACAGUCACCAGGCAAGACGGUACAGUCCAGCAAUGCCUAACUCAGGCAAUUACUUUAUGGGAGAUAACCUUCUUCGUAAUGGUCAUAAUUCUUCUUUACCUUCUUCCACUUAUUAUACUUAUAGUUCUUUACACAGUUAUAGCGAAAAAUUUGAUCACUGCUGCUUCUAAGGUGGUGAUGAAUAAGACGGUGGAUCCAUACAAUGCAAGAGCCAGGAAACAAGUGAUAUUAAUGCUUGGAACUGUUGUAUUAUGCUUCUUUCUAUGUCUAAUGCCGUAUAGAAUAUUAGCUUUAUGGAUCAUAAUUACGCCAAGCGAACUCUCAGACAAUGUAAGUCCAGAAAAAUGGUACAAUCUCCUUUACUUCUCUCGAAUAAUGUUGUACAUAAACUCUGCGAUAAAUCCAAUUUUGUAUAACUUAAUGUCAUCCAAAUUUCGAAAAGGUUUUUGCAGAAUAUUUAUUUGCUAUAAACGACGCUCAGAAAGAAAACCAAACAGAGCUAAAAGGACAGCAACAAAUGGAUCCACAACAAGCAGUAGUCUAACAAGAACAACGAAUAGCUUAAAGAAGUUGUUCCAUCGCAAUAGUCUGGAUAAAAGCGACUCUGAUGAACAUAAGGUUAAAGAUGAAGUGAAAAAUGGUUUCUUCGAUAGAAUAUUUAGUAAUAAGAGAUUCGUAAGACAACAAUCUGCACCUGUUUGUUCUAAUACCCAACCAAGAAUCAAUAGACUGAGAAGUGAAGGAAAUAUUGCUGAGGUAUCUAAUAUACUUCCUAUAGACAAAAAUAAAGAUACUGGAUGUACAAAUUUAGAUGUUGAAUUAGAAUAUAGUAACAAUCGCAGAUCUCUGCGACGAAGUGUUUUGAUAAAUAGCACUAAAACAAGAAGCUUUGAAGACAAUAAGAAGUAUGGUGCUUAUCAAAAGAUAAAAGUGGACUGUGUCGUUGGCUUCCAUAAAUCUAAAAGUGUUGAUUAUGAAUUUCCAGAAAGUUUUGUAUAAUGUUUGAUGCUGUAGAUUGAUGCUUGAAUAAACCAUGUUAACAUGCAGCAUAGUAUCAAAAAACGAUUUAAUACUCUGCCUAAUUAAAUCUGAUCCAUUGUGAAAGAAAUCUAAUUAUUACAAUAUGCAAAGCUACAAAAGUUGCCAGCGACUAUCUAUCUAGCUUGCCGAGCCAAAUUAAUUAGUUGAUAAGUUAAGUUAAGUGGUAGGUUAAGAAAGUUGUCCAGAAUUUUUGCAUACUUUAUUUGAUUACGAUUUGUUCUCGUAACUUGCCAAAUAGCUAUAAAAUUAUAUUAUUACCUAUUGUUAUGAUUUAAAUACGAUUAUUAUAAGCGAUAUUGAAGUAAUUUAAUAUGUUGUUAUUAUUAAUAAUUAUCUUAUUAAAUAAUUUGAGUAGAUUCAUAAAAACAAAGUCAAGAAGCAUUUUCCUGUCUUCUAAUUUGAAUACGUUUGCACAAACCGAUCGCAUAACAUGAUCAUGAAAAAAAAGAGAAGAGCGCUUUCUUCAAAGAAGUGGUUCAAUAGUAAUUUGCAAGAACACAUAAGUGCGUAAAACCUACCGAACUAUAAUAAGUAGCGUGCUAUCAGAACCUUCAUUUUUGUCAGUAAUAUUAUGUAUUCUUCGUUUUUUUUGAAAGAUCAAAUUUUACUUUAGAUUUUGGGAUAUUUUUACUAGGGGAAAAGGUCCACUUCUUUCCGAUCUUGUGUCCGACUUAUUUAGUGUUAGUAUUUUCAGAUAAGAUUUAUCAAGUGCUUAUCUGCUCGAGUAUUCACUCUGGAUUCCGGGACUCUUCCAAUCCAGCAACUCUUGUCCAUUCCCGCAAUAUUCCCUGCCCUCGUCUAGUUAUUUUUGCAUGACAACCAUGUAGUUUUCGAUUCCAAGGAUUGCUCUCUGUGUUUAUCGUUCUUUGUACCAUAAUUAAUAAUCAAUUAUUAAUACUAGCCAAAACACACUGACAUACCUUACAGGUGGAUGUAGCCUUUUUUGGGUAUGUGUCAUUUCGUAUAUUCAAUAGUAUUGUAGAUCGACUUAAGCGAUGCAGUGUACCAGCGCAAGAAACUGGUCAAAUAGCUCUUAGGACAGCGGUAUAAGGCACACAUACUUCCACAGAUAGAUGGCCGUUGGGGCAGUAAAGUCCUCGAAUGGUGACCACGUACCGGAAGACGAUGGUAGGCCCCUCACAGGAUGGACCGACGAUCUGGUCAAGAUAGCCGGAAUACGUUGGAUGAGGUCAGCGCAGGACCAAUAGUCGUAGAAAUCUUUGAGGAGGUCUUUUGUUCAGCAGUGGACGUCUUCCGGCUGAUGAUGAUGAAGGCGCAAAAUUAACCGAUGUCUCAACAAAAUGCUAUCACAGAGUAUUAGAGUGUCAUGUUAAUUCAAGCAAUUUUGCUUUGCACUCAGUUGAUAAAUAAUUAAUAAUGGUUCGAGCUGUGGUGCUCGAACGCAGAUGCAAACGACUCCCUGCAAGUAUCUUACGUCGAAGGGCCGCUCUCUAUUGUCUCACUCUUAAGAGAUCUAUUCUUGUCGAAAGCAAAUAGGGUUAGACUUCCAACGCUUUGGUUUGGUUUAGUGACCUUUUUACUGCCAUUACUCGAGAUUUCGGGGCCCAUGAUUCCAAUGCAGAACCGUAAGGUAUUGAGGAGAGAACUACCCUUCCGUAAUUGGCAAGUGCCCCCGCGAAUAGAUGGGCGCAAUUUUGGCGAGCGCAGCGGCAUGUCAAUGCAUAUAUUGUUACGUGUUUCAAUAGAAUGCUUAUAAUUAGGACGAUAUGAGAGAAUGUAUAAGAAAACUAUCUAAUAAACUAUCUUAUAAACAAAAUGAGGGUCAGUGCUGUACGGCACUUUCAAUUUUGGUAUAUAUUAAAGAUUUAGUGCCAAAGUGCACUUCCCGAUUUAGGCUCCAGAUGAUCAUGUAACAAAUAAGUUUUGCUUUAUGGGAAUCGCGCAUACUUAAGAUUUCGGAGGUUAAAUUAAAUAUAGUGUUUUUUAUCCCAAAAAAAUAAGUUAUAUAAUAGUUAACAUUAUUUUUAAGCAAAAUAUAAACUUUUAGGUACUAAUAUAAGUGCUUCUCCCGUACGAUUAGUCUAGACGCCAGUUAUGGCCCCUUCAUGAAUCUUUAUUAUAAUUUAUUACCUUCCCAAUUGUAAUUCUCUGAAUAACAAGAUCUGUAAUGUUCCUUAUCUGUCCUACUGGUCAUAAUAUUCUUAAUCGAGUGGUUGCCCGGGCUCAUAUUUUUUUUAUGAAAAUAAGGGACGAAGUGAGCAGGACUUUCAGCUGAUGGUAAUUGAUACGCCAUGCCCAUUACAAUGCAGUGCCGCUCAGGAUUCUUGAAAAACCCCAAAAAUUCUGAGCGGCACUACAAUUGCGCUCGUCACCUUGAGACAUAAGAAGUUGAGUCUCAUUUGCCCAGUAAUUUCACUAGCUACGGUGCCCUUCAGACCGAAACACAGUAAUGUUCACACAUUACUGCUCACGACAGAAAUAGGCGCCGUUGUGGUAGCCAUAAUCUAGCCAGUAUCCUAUUUAAAGGAGCCUCCCACAGUUGACCCGUAAGCUUGAUAUUAUUUAUGACUUUGAAUGAAAAUGGUAUCGUCAUAAUAUGCAAUUAUAUAUUACACCCAUAAUCUAGCCGGCAUCCUGUGUAAAGGAGCCUCCCACUAGUAAAUUGGUCUGUUUGGCAGUCUGACCAAUGAAUCUUGUCCACCAUUUCAUAGGAUUAAUUGGACGUAAUUCCAGAAAGACGUUCCAAACCACAAUCAUAUCGAAUUUGAGUUAAGACCACAAAACUAGUCACGUGAUUCAUAUUAACGGACUGACAAAAAAUGGCAGCCCUACUGUCACUUUAAAUGGCAUCGUGACGUAGUAGCCCAACCCACAUGUAAAAAGGCAUAAAAGGCAUUUAUUUUCUCAAAAUUGAUUCCUUUAGAAUUCUUUUUGAUGUCAUUUCUAAUAUACUAGAUACUACUACCGCUUCAGAAACAAAUGGCGCUCUGAGAGAGAAGAAGCGGCGCAAGAAACUCUCCCAGCAUUCUUUUUUUGCGCUCUUUUCAAUAAAAAUAUACAAUAUUGUACAGUAAUUUCUAUCGCUAUAAAAUAAUCACAAUCUAGUCCCAGGCUGUCCGAUCAUUUAGAUAUUCAGCAGUGGAGUAAUAGGAUUUACUACAGAGCCAUUUUUUUUAUGAAACAUUUAGAUUUAUUUAUAGAUAAUGCCUGAACAGUGGCUGGGACUUUAUUAUAGAAGUGUAUACAUUUACCCUUAAAGCUAUUAUGUAUCUUAUGAAGCCUACUAGAAUUAGUUACAAGCAAUCCCUUAUUUCUAGUGUUAUAAUAAUGAAAAUCACUAUUAAGAGCAAAAAGGUGACGAUUUUUGUGACGUGUGUAGAUAUGAAUUACACAAACAUUUAUUAAACUUUAAACACGAAUUCCUUAAAAUGAGACGAUUGUGGCUUGGAAUGUUUUUCAGGAACUACAUCCAAUUAAGUUGUCUGAAAAUUAAGAUUCCUCAAGGGAAGUGCUUGUAGUAAAAACGCAGGGUGCGUUAAUAAGCUUUCUCCUAUCAUCAUCAAAAGUUUUGAUGAAUGAUGAAAGAUUCAUUGGAUGUAUUAAUAAACUUCACGAAAAUACGAAACAGUUCAUAACUUGAGUUAUUAAGAAUAAUAUUUGACGCAGAUUAUCCUAUUUUGCAUCGCAUGCACGCUUUUUUUUAGCCUCGCAAUUCCCGUGGAUCCCGCGCCCGUAAUCCCGCAUCUCGCGGGAUUGGAAAAUGGCGCGGGAUCCCGCAAUGCCGAGAUUGGAAGCCCUAAUCAAAACAGCAUUGUUAUCGCAAGCUAUGAUAGUUCCACGCCAGAGCUCGUAUUGACACUACCCGGUUACGUCAUAAUCUCGGGACCUGACGUCGAUGACGUCACAUCUUCGUUUUGUUACGGUGUGCAAAACAAGCAGCACUAGGAUAUUAUUAAAUAAAUAAUAAUAAAAAAAAACUAAAAGUGUGUGUGCAAUGUAUGCACGCAAGAAGCUAUACUUCUUUGGCCUAACGAAGCAAAAAUCAUUAAAAUGAUUUAUUCCUCGUGCUAUUUUACGUUUUUAGAAAGAACAAUUUUGUGAAAAUCAUGCCAAGAUGGCUUUGAAAAGUAAUUAUUAAAUAAUGAAUACUGCUGUAUAUGCUUGAACCCUAAUAAUGGACGAAGAAACUAAAAAAAAUACGAAAGACGCAAACGUCAGAAAAUCUUAGGAACCAACUUCAACCUGUUACUUUUGUGUUAUAGUAAUGCGCGCGCAUCCUCAAGAUUAUAAUGUUUGAUGUCUAAAGGUUACCUCAGUACUAAUCUUUUUCUAUGGAAGCGGAGGAAAAAGAGUGUAUGGGUCAACUGAUGUUAAGUGAUCACCGCAGCCCACAUUCCCUUGCAAUACCAGAAGAAUCACAGGAGCGUUGUCAGCCUAUAAGGGAGGUCUACACGCUUUUUUGACGGAACCCAUAUCGAAUCGUUCGGAAGCACCGCACAAAGAAGCUCAUUCCACUGCUUGGUUGUACGUGGAGGUAAGUUCCUUGGAAACCCCACACAUCUAGAUGGUGGGGAUGAUAUCCUAAUUUGUGACGUGCCGUGCAAAGGUGGAAUUCGGCGGCAGGAAUCAGGUGAAACAGCUCUUCGGAACACUCCCCGUGAUAAAUGCCGUAGAAGACACAUAAUGAAGCGACGUCUCUUCGUAACGCAAAGUGAUCUAGCCUUAUUUUGUUCUUUAUCAUCAAGUCUCCCUUGAGUGUAUAUUUGAGCGUAAAUGAAAUUACCCAUUCAUACAAUUUGUCAAAGAGUAUGGCUACAGAAGCGAAUGUCAGUUAGUCAAUGUUUGUGAUGUAUAAAUAAAUUAUGCAGUGCUGUAACCUCGAGUAUAUCUUCUUGAAAAUUAUUUGACUUACUUUUAAUAUAAAAAAAAAUUAAGAAUUUAUUUUUUGUGCAAACAAAUCGAAUAACUAAACAAUUUGUUAUUUUUACAGUGAUAUCUCUCACUCUCACUUCACGGAUUGAUUAAAUUAAAUUUGUAACCAAAAUUUAUGAACGAUGCGGGACUCGAACUAUCGAAAAGUUUACAUUUGAAAGUGCGACAUCUACAGUCAAUUUCCUAAUGCAUAUAUUGCGGUUGGGCUGGUUAUCAACUGUAAAGUAGAUCCUGUAGAUAGAGCUACAACCUGAAAGUUAAACAAGACAUGCCAAGAUUUACGAACCAUACGUCACUCGAAUGGUUGGCUCAGAUGGAAGAGCGUUCGGACGGAACCCGAGAGGUCGCGGGUUCGAGUCGCGCAUCAUAAAUUUUGGUUACAUAUUUAAUUUAAAUCAAAUAACAUACCAAUACUAGUCAUAAAGGUUUGGAAUUUUUAUAUAUGUACUUUCUGCGUAGUAUAAAUAUUUACUCCAUGUUACUUAGUAUAUAAGCAUUUUUGAAGAACAAUUUAUAAAUUAUUUUCGCUACAUAUAUGAGUCCCAUUUCCUAGUGCUUCAUUUAUGUAUUCAUUUACAGUUUAAAAACUAUCUAAUAAGCGUUUUCUGAACAUUACUAACGGCCGUUCCCAAUAUACUAUCUACAGAUAGAGAUAAAUUACUACCUUCUACUGUCAGUAAUAGCUGUCAACAAUCUGAAGCUGUCCCAAUAUACCCGAUAAGUCAUUCUUAUCGCCUUAUAUUGGGACGCGUGAAUUGCAAUUUCUAUACAAACUUCUAUAGCUGGUAAGCUAUACGUCGUCCCAUUGACAGACAGCGUGUACGGAUAAGGUGAGUUACCGUCGAUAAGUUUAUUGGGACAGAAAAGUUAACGAUAUUUACGAUUUUUAUCUCAAGUUAGAGAUAGACUGAGUAUUGGGAAUGGCCGUAAAUGAAUAAGUUAAGCGGUUACCUUGUAAAGUUUCAUAUUAUAGUAUUUAUUGAAAAUUUAUUUAAACUUAUUAUAAGUUAGUUUUAAGUAAGGUGCCAAAAUGUAAUUUAUUACAUAGAUUUAAUAUAUUUAUAUUCUAAUAUUAUAAUAUUUUCAGGCUAAGGCUUUCAGAAAAGACUAUAUUACGGAGCUUAAGAUAUAAUUAAAUAGUUGGUAAUUAAAAUGUUUAUGA
Molecule: messenger RNA, 7883 nt
Organism: Leptidea sinapis
Lineage: Eukaryota; Metazoa; Arthropoda; Insecta; Lepidoptera; Pieridae
Gene: ETHR
Product: thyrotropin-releasing hormone receptor
Exons: 4
Coding region: 194-1786 (530 amino acids)
Biological process (GO): G protein-coupled receptor signaling pathway
Cellular component (GO): plasma membrane
Molecular function (GO): G protein-coupled receptor activity
Source: RefSeq, a predicted model, not a curated record